AUGUUGGUGGAACUGGGCAUAAUUCCAACAAACGAGGCCAUAUGGAAGGGGUAACAGCCUAUCCGCAGAUGCCAGAAAGGAAAGAAAAGGAAAUUCAAACGAGUAACGAUAUGCAACGGCAUUUCUCGUGAUUCCUUGUGUCGCGUAUGAUAAAAAUAAUAAGUACAGAGUUAUAUAGAUUUUUUUUGUACAAUAGAUUAACAUUUUGCAAGAAUUAAGAAAAUAAAGCCGUUGAAAUGAUGACUGACCAACCGGAAUGGAAAUCAAUGGAAAAAACAAUAAACGAGAACUGUAAGGAAACAUUUAAUAAGUUGGAGAAGAUCUUACAAAAUACAGAAUGUCCCAAGGAGACGCGAUUAAUGUACUAUGAGCAGAAAGUACAGAAUUGUAUAAGGGAACAAUUAGAUGACAUAGUGGCUGAAGCACAAUCAAAUAAGCUCUUGUUAAAGACCAUAGAGGAUUUGAAAAAGCAAGGUCAUCCAAAAUGGAAACCAGUAGAAAAAUUGAUUAAUAAGGCAGUUAAGGAGACACUCAAUGAGUUGCAGAAGGAUUGGGAAGACAUAGGAUGCCCCAAUGAAACACAGUUAGAAUAUUACGAACAAGUGCAGAAUCAUAUAAAGGAUCUGCUACAUGACAUGAUAGCUGAAACACGGUCUAAGAAGGAACAACUGUGCAACAAUAUAAAGGAAUUGUUAAAGCAAACAAUAGUAAUAUAUACACAAUUAAACCUGGAUAUGGUGCCCAAGACUUAUGAUCAGAUUCCAUUGAAUGAAGUGGAGCAAAUGCUUCAAGCAGAUCUUCAAAACUUGGAACGCAUAAAGGAAGAACGUAUGAUGUUACUGAAGGAAUUGGUGACAAAGCAACAUAACAUUUCUGAGAAACUUGGUACCAAAAAAUUUAACUUUACUAUAGAUGUUUUACCUUCUGAACAGGAACUCGAGAAUUUCAAGUUGUAUCUACAGAAAGAAGAGAAUGAGAAAAUACAUUUGGAAAAUGUUUUUACAGAAAUACAUCAUUCUAUAAUUAAAAUGAUGAAUGAUUUGGAUAUAGCUCCUUCUUCAUCAUUUGAACAAUUGAUUUGCAACAAUCCUGACCAGUUUGUACUAAAUACAAACAAUAUGACAAAAUUAAGAGAGUUUCGAGACAAAUUAAAGACGCAAGUGGAAGAAACAAAAUGCGAGAUUGAGAAAAUGAAAGAAGAAUUAUUGACAUUGUGGAAAUAUCUUGACGAACCUGCUGAUAUUUAUCAAUCCUUUCUUGAUAGAUAUAUUGGUUAUGGCACCAGUACAAUAAAUGCUUUCAAUGCAGAAAUAAAACGGUUAAAAGAAAAAAGAAAGGAGAAUGUUUUCAGAUAUGUUACUCAGAUCAGGUACGAAUUGAUGAAUUGGUGGGAUUUAUGCAAAUAUUGUGAAGCACAAAGAAAUGCAUUUGCACCAUUUCAUUCCAAUACAUUUACCGAGGAUUUGUUGACAUUACAUGAGUUAGAAGUGGAAAAGCUACGUAAAUUUUAUAAUGAUAAUCGAACAAUAUUUCACCUUCUCGAGCAGCGCGAAAAUUUUGUAAUUAAGAUAAAAGAAUUGCUUCAGCGAGCAAAUAAUCCUGAUCGCUAUCACAAUCGCGGAGGUCAGUUAUUAAUGGAAGAAAGAGAACGUAAGAUGAUACAAAAAAAGUUGCCAAAAAUUGAAGCAGAAUUGAAGCAACUGAUAAAUGAAUAUGAAACUACGCACAACCAGAUAUUUACUAUUUAUGGUACAUCAUUGGAAAAUGUUUUGGCAGAGUCUUGGGAAAAUAUCAAUCAUGAGAAGGAAACAAUCAAAAAAGCGAGGAAAGAAGCAAAAGAUAAAUCCGUUAAAAAAUCACCUUUAAACAGUUCUAAACCAGGUAUGUCUCACCUCAGUGUUGUUAAAACUCCAUUAGGUUUAUCGAAGCGUAAAUUGUUCACUCCGUCUCCCAAUACAUCGUCAAAGAGAAACAAAAAUGGCGACAAAACUAAGCCCACUGUUACUGCAUCCAAGAUUAGAAGAAGUGGAAGAGUUACAAAAAUUCUUGUAACUAAACCAAGUAGAUGUUCGAAAGGUGGACAAAAAAGAAAGGAAUUGUCACCCAAUAAUAGCGUAGUAGAUACAACGUACAAUCAAUUCCAAGGCCAUAUGGCAGACAAAGAAGAAUUGCACAGUUCAGUGCUACCGAACCAAAUACUGAAGACCAGCAAUAAACUCAAUAUAAAAAAAAUACCAAUAGUGCGAACGCCCAUGAAGCCAUUGAGGAAAAAUCUCUCUGCUGCUACAACGCCUGUCAGUAAUUCUGCACGCAAAUCACCACAUAGUCCCAGAAUAUUGAGAACUCCAAAAUUAGCAACAGCUACGAAUAAUUUACCGUUUUAUUUUUAAAAAAUUUUUAUUUAUUUAUAAUUUAUUUUUUAUUUUUUAAAGAAAAACAAU
Linepithema humile (Argentine ant) is the source of this 2441-nucleotide messenger RNA. RefSeq names its product protein regulator of cytokinesis 1-like. Gene Ontology annotation, biological process: microtubule cytoskeleton organization; mitotic spindle midzone assembly. Gene Ontology annotation, cellular component: spindle; cytoplasm; mitotic spindle midzone. The record is from RefSeq and is a predicted model, not a curated record. Gene Ontology annotation, molecular function: microtubule binding. Lineage: Eukaryota; Metazoa; Arthropoda; Insecta; Hymenoptera; Formicidae.